AGCAGCCCGCCGAUAACAUUGUAUCUCAUCGUGUCCCUUUCUCAGUCCUCUCGCAUAGAUUUCUUUCGCAUUCCCUUUCUCAUCGUCUCUCAAAGGCUAAGCGCUGCCUCACCCGCAGAUGGCAUCGCCCCAACAUCCUCCGAAUGGCGGCAUGAUGGGUCACUAUCCGCACCUCAGGGACGAGGAUAAGACCCCAUCACCUGCUACCAUCGCCGCCAAAUCCAGCCUAUCGCCGACACUCUACACCGAGGAGCCGUCUGCUUUCGAAGCUGCUUUUGCUAGAGCGGGAGGCGAUCAACAGGCUACCUCUCACGGCUCAGCAAUGCUAGGUAAAGCAGCCUCAUCUUCCUCUCCGCCCGCUUCCAGCAAUCAUGCUGAGAAGAAAACCAAUGCCCACGAGCGUGGACCUCAAGCCGGGAGCAGCAUCGGCGGCAGCAGUAGUCACAGCAAUCACACUUAUGGAGCAUCGCGUAGAGCAGUGCAACAAAUAGACGAGCAGCUCAGCGGAUACGCUACGCAAGAGCGAUCUCACAGUGUGACACGAGGUGGAGGUAGGGCAGACGCUAUUGGGGGGACUGGAAGGGGAACCGUUGCUACAGGCGAUCUCGGGCCACAGGAUGAUUUUGAGACCCUGGAGGAUCUCAGGGCGCAGGUCGCUGAGCUCGAGGCAGACUUCAAUGCCAAGCACGGGCAGGAACCGCUCUCCGGGAGAAUCAUUCACGUCAGCCAUUACAUCCCCUUUGUCAUUCGCGCCCUGGCCGAAGUGGACCACGAGAGGAGGAAGGAGGAACAGAUCAGCGCUACUGCAAAUGUUGCAGCCAUGGCGGCUGCUGCUAGAGCCAAGAAGGCCGCAAGACAGGCAGAGAUGGAGGCAAAGAAGAAGGAAGCAGAAGCAGAGGCUGCUCGCAAUGCUGCGAAGGAGGCGCAAAACAAGGGCGAGGACGUGAAUAGCGCCAAAGCCUCUCCCGCUCGUAAGCCCUCUUUCGCGUCACCAAACGCAUUCACACUGUUCGAUGGAGCUGAGAUCGAGCGGCGCCUCGCCGAGAAUCAAGCCAGAUCAAGGUUACGAGGAGGCAGGAGAGCCUGGAUGAUGUCCCCUGUCGUGGACGACGAUGAAGACGACGACGAUGCCGUCAGUCUGAAGGAUGCUUAUACACCCGUCGGCAGUAGGCGUCCCAGCAGAUUCUCGUUCAGUUCUCGCUUUAGCUUUUCCAGUAACACGGGCGAUUCGCCAGCGCGGAGGCCAGCGUUCGGCGGCGGUGGCAUCAGCGACUUCGAGCCGAGUCCAGCGGCUACUCCUCCCCACCCACCACAAGAAGCUCCCCCACCUCAAUGGGUUUUGGCCCCGCGGCGUGGUCAUACUGCUCUCAAUUCUGGUAUCCGCUCGCUGUGCAAGACGCACAAGCAGACAUUCAUCGGAUGGCCUGGAGAUGUCCACUUCGCUCUUCAGGCUCGGCAAGACGAGCGGAAAGAUCCGAGUGAGACGACUCCACAAGAGAGAAAGGAGAUUGAAGAGGUGCUGAGCAGCUUGGACGACCCCAAGAAUUGGAGGGCUCAAGAUGCUCCGGUCCUGGGCGCUGACCCGUCAAUGAGUGUGGAUGGUGCUCCUCCAACUCGAAAGGUUCCGGGACCCCUCAUGAACGGCGCGGACCCAAUAGCUGCUGAAUCCAACGCAAAGACUGGUGCUAGCAAAGAUACAGCGGCCAACGGCCGCGAUGAUCCCGAAGGUGGUGCGGAGCACGGAAUCAAGUACGUACCCGUCUGGCUUGGCUACGACGUUGCACAUGGUCACUACGAGGGCUACUGCAAGACAACUCUUUGGCCGUUAUUCCACUAUCUGCUCUGGCAAGACGUCCCAGGAGACCAACAGGGCUGGGAAGACUACAGUUGGGACGCCUACUUGGCGACCAAUGAGGCUUUCGCAAAGAAGAUUGCAGCCGAGUACCAGCCGGGGGACGUCAUCUGGAUCCAUGACUACCAUCUGCUCCUCGUGCCUGCCAUGCUCCGGAAACUCAUUCCCGACGCCCACAUUGGUCUCUUUGUCCACGCUCCAUUUCCAAGUAGUGAAAUCUUCCGCUGCUUGCCACGAAGGCGGGAGAUCAUUGAAGGCAUGCUAGGAGCCGAUCUAGCUUGUUUCCAGGCCUUCUCCUACUCCCGGCACUUCCUCUCCUCUUGUAUCCGGGUCUGUGGCUACGAAGCUUCAUCGAACUCCGUCGAGUCGUCCGAAGGGCAUGUCACGCAUGUCUCCUACAACUCAAUCGGCGUCGAUGCCAACAAGAUCGAAAAGGACAGUCGAGCUCCUGAAGUGGGGCCCAAGGUCCAAGCUAUUCGAGAGAUGUACAAGGACAAGAAGAUCAUUGUAGGUCGAGACAAGCUUGAUGUGGUGCGUGGUGUCGUCCAAAAGCUGCAAGCCUUCCACAAAUUUCUGGAAGAAUGGCCAGAAUGGCGCAACAAGGUCGUCCUCAUUCAGAUCACGGCUCCGUCGAUGACAGACUCGCCGAUGCUGGAAAGACAAGUAUCCGAGCUGGUCAGCAAUAUCAAUGGCCAAUUCGGCAGUCUGAACCACACGCCGUGUAUUCACUAUCAUCAGCAGCUGCUUCGGGAAGAGUACUUUGCUUUGCUGAGCAUCGCGGACAUGGCUCUGAUCACUUCGGUGAGGGAUGGGAUGAACACAACAUCGAUGGAGUACAUCCUGGCAAACCAGGAUGCGCCCCUCAUCCUGUCCGAGUUCACAGGCACAGCGGGUCGCAUGCGUCACGCCCUGCAAGUGAAUCCAUGGAACAUCUUUGGUGUAGCCCGAGCCAUCGACUAUGCUCUUAGAAUGAGCCACGAUGAGCGCAAAGAGCGGCAUGAUGAGCUGUAUCGCCAGAUUGUGAACCAUACUUCUCAUCACUGGGCCAUCAGUCUGGUCAAGCAGAUUCUGCUACGCCUUCAUUCUGAGCAAACUGCACAUCUCACCCCGGCCUUGGACAAGCCGCUGUUGAAGGAGAGAUUCGACAAGGCCAAGAAGAGGCUGAUUCUAAUGGACUACGACGGAACAAUGACACCCAUCGUCAAGGAUCCGGAAGCCGCGGUGCCAUCCAAGCGCCUGCUAGAGGCACUGGACAAGCUCGGAAGCGAUGAGCGCAACGUCAUCUGGGUCGUCUCGGGUAGGGAUGAUCGCUUCCUGUCCAAGCACUUGGGUCAUCUGAAGGUUGGGUUCUCAGCUGAGCAUGGUGGCUACGUCAGGGAACCCGGGUCUCAAGAAUGGCAGAAUCUGACCAAGGAGCUGGACAUGAGCUGGAUGCCGGCCAUUCGUCAAGUCUUCGAGUACUACACCGAGCGGACCAGUGGUAGCUGGAUCGAGCAGAAGAAGUCGAGCAUCACCUGGCACUAUCGUAAUGCGGAUCCAGACUAUGGCAUCUUCCAGGCCAAGGAAUGCCAAGCUCACUUGGACAACUUUGCGGCUCAGGAGAAGUUUGCAGUCGAAAUCAUGGUGGGCAAGAAGAACCUCGAGGUUCGGCCGUUGGCCGUCAACAAGGGCGAAAUCGUCAAGAGGAUCACACACUCCCAUUCUGACGCGGAGUUCGUCUUCUGCUGUGGAGACGAUCGUACGGAUGAGGACAUGAUGAAAUUCUUCUGCUCGCUGACGCCCGUAAAUGGAGAAGCUCCUCUCAUGGCCAACAAUACUGGUGGUGUUGCAAGUCAAGCCGCCAGCGGAACACGGCUAUCCCUUCCGCGCCUGUCUACAUCGGGAUCCCAGAGUGAGACGACCAUGGGAGGAUGUGCUUCGGCUGCUCAGGAGGAGCAGGAGACGGCACCCCUGAUCAUGUCGGCUCCGGCACCCUUGUCGUCAUCAAGUCGCGGAGGAAGUGGAGAGCAGGCCUCCGGUGGUGGUGGUGGUGGUGGCGGUUCGUCUGCGAUCAAGCUCGCCUUGACGAAGCGGGGCAUCUUCACUACUGCCAUUGGUGCAGCGAGCAAAAAGACGCUGGCCAGAUGGCAUUUGGAUGGACCACAGAGUGUCAUUGCCGUCUUGGCGACGAUGGCUGGUCUCGAGGAUGCAGACGCGCCAUUGCCGUCAGCCCAGGAUGAGGAAAAGGCAGCAGAUGCGGCAAGGGAGGAAGCGGACGGGGAGGAUGGUGAUGUCGAUGGAAAGUGAGCAUGAGCAGCC
Microstroma glucosiphilum is the source of this 4150-nucleotide messenger RNA. RefSeq lists its product as hypothetical. Gene Ontology annotation, biological process: trehalose biosynthetic process. Gene Ontology annotation, molecular function: catalytic activity. The record is from RefSeq and is a predicted model, not a curated record. Gene Ontology annotation, cellular component: cytosol; alpha,alpha-trehalose-phosphate synthase complex (UDP-forming). The coding region runs from base 119 to 4138 and encodes 1339 amino acids. The transcript has a single exon. Lineage: Eukaryota; Fungi; Basidiomycota; Exobasidiomycetes; Microstromatales; Microstromataceae.